AUGAAAAAGCCAGCUGCGAAAGCGGUGCUAAAGAAGGCGAAGGCGAAGGCUACGGCGACCAAUGUUAGCUGGAUGAAGCUGGUGCCAGAUCUACACUUUGACAAAGAGCAUCAGUUUGACUGGGACCGUGUCCACUUCCGUGGCCAUGAUGCCUAUGGUGGUGGAAAGGAUGGUACCGGUGAUGAAGAUUUGUGGAUGAAAGCUGAUCUUCACUUUGGCUCUUUCCAGAUGCCACAGAAGUGUACCAAAUCCAAGAAGAAGAGGAGCAAGCCCUCGAAAAGCGUGUACUGGAAGUUGAAACCAAAUGAGGGUGUUGAGUUCCAGGAGUGUGGACUUUCGGUGAAGGCGAUGAAGCUGAAGAAAGCCCUCAAAGAGCUUGACUCCUUCGUGAAGAUUAAGCCGCAAGAUUUGGAUCAACGCUGCCGCUACUCUAUCCUCGACCUUCGCAAAAGCCUGGAACAAUCCACGAGGCUUUGCGGGGAGUUCGGAGCAACUGCUUCCCAGAUCAAGAGCGACCUGGACACCGAGAAGCACAGGAUGUGCACGGUGAUGCUGCAGAGAUCCUACAACGAGCAGCGCAGUGGAUAUAUAUGGGGCGAAGAGAAUCCGAAGCAGCAAGUUGAAGAUCUCCAGGCUCAACAGAGAAAGGCCAAGGAUCCACAAGAGCAUGUCUCAAUCCGAAGGAAGAUCAAGGAGCUGAAAGAAGACUGGAGGACAGAUUGCAGCAAUAGCUGCUUUCGACGGCAUGAUGUCUUCUGCCUCUACCUUGCAAAGCCAAAUGCUAAGAAGGCCUUCGCCAGAGUGACAUGUUCCAUCAAGAUCUUCCGAGAGUGCAGUGUGGUGGACCCGUUUACUGGCAAGCUCACCUGCUGUUGA
This is a messenger RNA of Effrenium voratum, 876 nucleotides long. Lineage: Eukaryota; Dinophyceae; Suessiales; Symbiodiniaceae. The record is from the annotation of a GenBank genome assembly.